AUGCCCCACAGCUCCCGCAAAAAACACCCCAACAACUCCGCGCAAGCUCAAAAACGACUCCAAAUCACCGACGCUACCGGCUGGACGCAUGUCACCACCGGCGGCAAAGCGCGCCGCUGUGUGCGCACCACCACCAACACCACCAACCAACAUUCCCAAUCACCACAAGAAGAAUCAAUCUUCUUCCACCCCGCCGAAGCCCCUCCCACCGCUACCCUCGAAUCCCUUCAAUCGCAAUUCACCCAGAUCCAACGAACGUGGAAAGAUUCAUCCGCCUGCGAUGUAGUGGGGAAGACUUUACGCAAUAUCCUUCCGCAUACAACAGAUACAAAUACGAAUUCAACAAUAGAGAUUAAUAAUAAUAAUGCUAAGAAGAAGAAUAAUGAUGAUAAUGGAAUAGAUUCCAUAAUCUGCAUCGGUCUCGGCAGUCCGAGUGGGUUCCUCCGCGGAGGAUGGGCCGAUCGGCGACUAGUCUCGCUGUAUCAGUUGGCUGCGUUGGUGGAUGUUAUGGCUUCUAUCUCUUCUUCUUUUUCUUCCUCUCCAACAAUAAAAACCUACGCUCAAGACCCCGUCUUCAACACUCUCGACACAUCCCUCCUCUCUAGCCUCGAUAUCACCGUCCUUGAGUCCCCGCAUGCCUUCGAAAAAGUCACGUCCCGUACAUUCCUCUUCUGUCCUGGUGCGGAGCGCACACAUCUGGAGCAAAUGCUGGCGCUGGAUCCGGCGUUUCUGUUUGGGGGUCCGUUGGAGGAUGUUGAGUCCGAGGUGGUGAGUGCGUUUGUGAAGAGGAGGGGGUCGGUAAGGGUGCCGCUGUUUGAGGCGCAGGAGCAUGCGUUUUGGAAUAUGCGGGUUUAUUAUCCGUUGGAGAGGGAGGGUGAGGUAUAG
Molecule: messenger RNA, 885 nt
Organism: Aspergillus niger
Lineage: Eukaryota; Fungi; Ascomycota; Eurotiomycetes; Eurotiales; Aspergillaceae
Exons: 2
Coding region: 1-885 (294 amino acids)
Source: RefSeq, a predicted model, not a curated record